Messenger RNA from Carcharodon carcharias (great white shark), 2014 nucleotides. It is a transcript of the gene faf2, whose product is annotated as Fas associated factor family member 2. NCBI's taxonomy places the organism in Eukaryota, Metazoa, Chordata, Chondrichthyes, Lamniformes, Lamnidae. Gene Ontology annotation, molecular function: ubiquitin binding. The transcript is spliced from 11 exons. Gene Ontology annotation, cellular component: endoplasmic reticulum. Bases 19 to 1425 code for a protein of 468 amino acids. The record is from RefSeq and is a predicted model, not a curated record.
GGUUUUUUUUUACGUUUCAUGAUUGUUGACUUUACCCAAAAAUCAUCUACUUCCGCACAGGCCUGGAACGCAAGAUCCAAGAUGGCGGCGCCUGGCAAUGAAGAGGAGGAACUAACGCAAGAACAGACAGAGAAACUGUUGCAGUUUCAGGACUUGACUGGUAUCGAGUCAAUGGACCAAUGUCGUCGUACACUUGAGCAGCAUCAUUGGAAUAUUGAGGCAGCUGUUCAGGACAGACUAAAUGAACAAGAAGGAGUUCCCAGCGUCUUUAAUCCACCUUCCUCUCGUCCACUUCAAGUCCAUACAGCUGAUCACAGAGUCUAUAGUUAUGUAGUUUCAAGGCCUCAGCCUAGGGGUCUCUUAGGAUGGAGUUAUUACUUGAUAAUGCUUCCAUUCCGAUUCACCUAUUAUACGCUACUGGACAUCUUUAGAUUUGCUAUACGGUUUAUACGACCAGAUCCUAGGAGCCGAGUUACUGAUCCUGUUGGGGAUGUAGUUGCGUUUAUUCAAAAUUUUGAGGAACAGUAUGGAAGGAUCCACCCAGUCUUCUAUCAGGGAACCUACAGUCAGGCACUGAAUGAUGCCAAACGUGAGCUUCGCUAUUUACUAGUUUACCUUCAUGGUGACGACCAUCAGGACACAGAUGAGUUCUGUCGUAAUACAAUAUGCAACCCAGAGGUUGUAAACUUCAUCAACACUAGGAUGCUUUUCUGGGCCUGUUCCACCAGUAAGCCAGAAGGCUACAGGGUGUCACAGGCUUUACGAGAAAACACCUAUCCAUUUUUGGCAAUGAUCAUGCUGAAAGAGCAAAGAAUGACGGUAGUUGGUCGUUUAGAAGGCCUUCUUCAGGCUGAAGACUUUGUCAAUCAGCUGACAUUCAUUAUGGAUGCUAAUGCUACAUACUUGGUAUCAGAGCGACUUGAUAGAGAGGAAAGGAAUCAGACGCAAGUGUUAAGACAGCAGCAAGAUGAAGCUUAUUUGGCUUCACUUCGUGCAGACCAGGAAAAAGAAAGGAAGAGAAAGGAGGCACAAGAAAAGAGGAGAAAGGAGGAGGAGGAUGUCAGGCAACAGAUACUUGCGGAAGAAAGAAGACAACGGAGUUUGCAGGAAGAGAAAGAACGCAAGUCUGAACGCCUUCCCCCUGAGCCUUUUCCAGACAAUCCAGACAGUGUUAAAAUUGUCUUUAAGUUGCCAAAUGAUACUCGAGUGGAACGGCGAUUUCUAUUUACCCAGUCAUUAACAGUGAUAUAUGACUUUUUGUUCUCCUUGAAAGAAACUCCUGAGAAAUUUCAAAUAGUUGCUAACUUUCCACGCAGAGUACUGCCCUGCCUGCCUACAGAGAAAGAGCCAAAUCCACCCACCCUGCAGCAAGCAGGAUUGAGUCGCUGUGAAGUCUUGUUUGUUCAAGAUCUUACUGAUGAUUGAACCAGAAGCUAACUAUGGGAUCAAUUUUUAAUAGCUGCACAGUAUAAUGGAUCACAGAGACUUUCUCACAAAUGAGCCAAGUUUCUGCUGCAUUGGUUGGCAAACGUCUAUGCAGCUAGGUUGCUCAUCAUUUCCUGGGAUGAACUGCGCUGUCCAUCACUAUGCUAUUUUAAAAAAAAAACACAAAAAAACCCUGCAAUGUUGAGCAGUUUUUGAUCAGAAGAUAUAAAAGUAAAUUAAUCCAUUUCUCCACCUGCAUUGACCCUAGAAUACACCAUCGGAGAGACCUUAUCCCUUUAUCUGCUAACUUUGUUUUCCCAUUUACCUAUAUUUAUGUUGUAUUUCUAUUAAAAGAUGGAAAAAAAGAGAGACCAAAGGAGGGUUGGCUGUUAUUGAAUUGUUUGAACCUGGACUGGUUUAAGUUCUUAAUUGCCAUGGCCUUUGCUAUGGUGAAGCCUCAGUAUGUAGUUUGUCAGCCUAUAGUGCCUGUGGUAACUAGAGCUUGCUCCAUGUUUAAUACCUGAGCAGGCUUAUUGUACUCGAGGUGUAAUUUAUUCCAACAGUAUAAAUUAAAAUCGUUUUAGAAUUU